AUGGAUGACGUACACGAGAAAGAGGAGCUUCCCGUACAUCUUAUCCUCGGAACAAACGAAUACGCGCAGAUAAAGACCGAGACCACACCCAAGAUCGGGAAACCAGGAGAACCCAUUGCCGAAUUAAUAAGAUUAGGAUGGACCAUCAUGUCACCCGGAAGUGAAUCUGACCUCACAAACAUGUUCCUGACCCAAACCUCUGCGGCUGACUAUGAAGCCUUGUGUAGACUUGAUGUGCUUGGUCUACAAGACCAUCCAGUUGGCGACCAAGAUCUCGUAUUCGAAGAAUUCAAGGAGCAGCUAACAAGAAACCCGCAAGGAUGGUACGAAACAGGCCUCCUUUGGAAGGGAAAUCAUCCACCCCUCCCUAACAACAAACAUGGCAGCCUGAAACGACUAGAGAACCUUGUCAGAAAGCUAGAGAAACAACCAGGCAUGUUGCAGAAGUAUGACGGGGUCAUUCAAGAUCAGUUAUCUCAAGGAAUAGUCGAACGAGUGCACAGUGAACCAGAAGGGAAGAGGUUUUACAUCCCGCAUAAGGCCGUGAUUCGAGAGACGGCAGAGAGCACGAAGAUUCGAAUUGUCUACGAUGCGUCCGCCCGAGCGAACGAGAAAGCACCAUCCCUCAACGACUGCCUAGAGACUGGGCCACCAUUGCAAAACAAACUUUGGAGCGUACUCGUGAAAAACCGGUUCCAACCUGUGGCCCUAGCAGGGGACCUGAAGCAAGCUUUUCUACAAGUGAGAAUCCGAGAGGAAGACAGAGACGUGAUGCGAUUUCACUGGCUCAAGGACCUAGACACCAAACACGUGGAAACUUUACGCUUCACACGAGCACUGUUCGGCUUGUCCACGUCGCCAUUCUUGCUUGGGGGAGUGAUUGAUCAGCACCUAAAAAAGCUUCAGAACGUCUACCCAAGGAAAGUUGAAGAGAUCCGACGAAGUCUCUACGUGGACGACUUAAUCAGCGGUGAUAAAACCGUGGCUGGCGCACAACACCUGAAACAAGCAUCACAGUCCAUUUUCAGAGCUGGGAAAUUUGAACUGCACAAAUGGCACUCUAAUGUCCCGGCCCUGGAACAGUCUUCACCCCACGAAGAAACAAUAAAAGAACUACCCACUACCCAUCAAAGUGAGAACCAGAGCUAUGCCAAGGACCAGUUAGGAGUCAAGCAAGGAGAAACGAAGCUGCUUGGUGUACCAUGGGAUAAACGAGAGGAUACAAUACAAACCAGUUUCCCUGACCCGAUUUCGAAAGCAACUAAGAGAGAAGUCCUCGGAAAGAUCGCUAAGAUCUACGAUCCCCUGGGUCUAGCAUCACCAAUCACUUUGGAAGGGAAAUUUCUUUACAGAGAAAUGUGUGAAGUCCGAAUCCCAUGGGACCAAGAGCUACCCCAGGGACUCGAGAUCCGUUGGCAAACCUGGGAGAACAACCUAACAGACAAGGUAGAAGUACCAAGAAGCAUUGCCCAGCAUCAAGAAGAGAUCAUUAGCAUCAACCUGCAUGCCUUUGGCGACGCGAGCAGCCAGGGCGUGUUAGCUGCUGUUUACGCCGUCACACAUCAAGCGACGGGGCUAUCACAAGGGCUCGUAACAGCAAAGUCUAGACUGGCGAAGAAAGGGCUCACCAUACCAAGACUCGAACUAGUGUCGGGGCACAUGGCAGCCAAUCUUGUAGAUAACGUUAAAGAAGCACUGCAAGGUUUCCCAGUUGAAGGUGUUUAUUGUUGGCUCGAUAGCAGCGAAGCUCUUCACUGGAUCAAGGGGGGCGGAGAUUAUAAGCAGUUUGUUAGCAAUCGAGUGAGGAAAAUCCAAGAGAAGAAGUACAUCCAGUGGAGGCACGUGGGUACCAAGGAAAACCCUGCCGACCUGGGUAGCCGAGGCGGGCAAAUUAGUAACUGCUCAGAUCUGUGGUGGCAUGUGCCAACGUGGUUACCUUUCCCAGAGAGUUGA
This is a messenger RNA of Pocillopora verrucosa, 1953 nucleotides long. Lineage: Eukaryota; Metazoa; Cnidaria; Anthozoa; Scleractinia; Pocilloporidae. The record is from RefSeq and is a predicted model, not a curated record.